CCGUGAUAUUCAGUCAUCAUUGUUGUGUUUUUUAUCGGAUCUUUUUUGUAAAGCACGAAAAGAAAUUACAAUAAGCCUCAUAUGUCUUAAGAUAACUUUAAUUAAAUUAUAACUAAUGGAAGUUCCAUUGAUCCAUCGAAGAUCUUACAACAAAAAAAAAGAAACAUUUUUAACAUAAAGUAAAAAAAAUAAGGAAGGAGGAUUUUUACACAUUAAUUAAGCAAAAGAAUUAAAGAAGAAAAUAACUUCAAGGUGCAUUUUUUCAGUCCAGUAACACACUCGUUUUUAUGAUUCCUGUGCCAAAACUUAGCUAUACUUAUAGAAGUGAUUAACAUUUAAGAAAUUAAGAAACAUUUGAGGAAUUUAUGAAGGCAGAGCAGUCAAUAAUUGAUAAGGAAGACGACAAGAUAGAGCAUUCAGCUUAAUAUUAAAUACAUAGUGGAACUAGUCAUAGAAGUCGCUAUUUAGAUAAAAUUUUAUUUCGGCCAAAAAGAAAGAAAGAAAGAAGUCAAGUCACAAAAAAAAAUAAAGGUAUAGAGUAGGAAUGAAGUAGGCAAGCAGUAACAAGGAAGAAUUUUUCGGAGCAAGUAGAGAGAAAAGACAAUUAAGUAUAAGAUUUUUAAUACCUAAAAAGAAAAAAGAUUUAAGAAAAAUAAGAUGGGCAACAAGAAUUCUUGUUGCUCUUUCGGAAGUCCUAGUCCUCCAGCACGUAAAGCAAAAGCAAAAGAUCCACCCGUGUUUGAAGAGCAUUUACCCGAAGGGGAUUUAUCAACGAAUAAUUUACAGCAUAUAUCAGAGCGUGAGGGCGACGAUGGUGAUAAUUUAGAUCCAUCAUGCGAUCCAUCGGCAGCAACACUAUUUCUCGAACGUUCAAAACAGAGCCUUGAGAAUGGCAUGACAAGAAAGAAGUCUUCGCAUCAAAUUGCACCACAAGGUCUCAAAAAAAGUUCCAGUUGUUCGACAAUUUAUCUUGAUGACAGUACCGUGUCACAGCCAAAUUUAAAGAAUACAGUCAAGUGUGUAUCACUAGCCAUUUAUUAUCAUAUUAAGAAUCGCCAAUCGGAACGACGAAUGGAUAUAUUUGAUGAGAGACUACAUCCAUUGACACGCGAUGGUGUUACUGACGAUUAUGAUCGUCAUAAUCCAGAACAUAGACAGAUUUAUAAAUUUGUAAGGACGCUCUUUAAUGCUGCCCAAUUGACAGCCGAAUGUGCAAUUAUUACACUUGUUUACCUUGAACGAUUACUAACAUAUGCGGAAUUGGAUAUUGCACCAUGCAAUUGGAAGAGAAUUGUAUUAGGUGCCAUUUUACUCGCUAGUAAAGUAUGGGAUGAUCAAGCUGUAUGGAAUGUUGAUUACUGUCAAAUUCUAAAAGACAUAACCGUUGAGGAUAUGAAUGAAUUAGAGCGACAAUUUCUCGAAUUGUUACAGUUUAACAUUAACGUACCGUCAUCCGUAUAUGCGAAAUAUUAUUUUGACUUAAGAUCAUUAGCUGAAGCCAACGAUCUCUCAUUUCCAACCGAACCACUGUCAAAGGAGCGUGCACAAAAGCUCGAAGCGAUGUCGCGCGUCAUGCAGGAUAAAUAUACAGCAGAAGCACAUAGAAAUGGUAUGAAAAAGUGGUCAUCACUCGACAACAUACGAAAUGAUCCGCGACGAUCUGUUGCAAUUUUAAGCUAAUGGGCAUUUAUUGAGAUGACGAAAACCUUUCUUUUUAAUGCUGAGCAAUUUUUCUCUUUUAUGAAAAGUGGUUAAAAAAACGACGAAAAAAUAAUGAUGAAAAUUUUUUAUUAUAUUGAAUGAGUAACUGGAUAUGAG
This is a messenger RNA of Chironomus riparius, 1818 nucleotides long. The record is from the annotation of a GenBank genome assembly. Lineage: Eukaryota; Metazoa; Arthropoda; Insecta; Diptera; Chironomidae.